AUGCUUGACGGAUCAUUACCACAAAUCAACGGCCAGACCUACGCGGCAAGGACCUGUCUGGCUUCCCCAACCUCCCACAGCGAAACCUUAACCGGCGCACUGGCAUACCCCAGCCCUACAGAGAUGGAAUAUAAGCGCCGGCAGGCUGGAUCGCCAGGUAUAGUAUAUCUUGUGGUUACUGAGGUAGGCAAUUUAGAAGUCGGCGUGAUGACGGUGUGGCUCGGGAAACAGGCGGUUACAACACCCUUGAUGGACGAGCUGACGAAUGAACAGAAGUCUUUAGAGCCGCAUAAGCAGCAGCAUGAUAAAGGGCGGCGGGUGUCGUCGCAAAGGGCGAUCGGAGAUGUGGCGUUCGCGCGAGACGGCCGUCGUGUGGCGAAUGACGUGCGCUUCCAAAAAAAGAUCUAUGGUGGCCUUGUAUUGUACAUCAAAGCGAAGUUGUCUUUCCAGAUGUUACAUGGCUGCGAGGAGUCGCAUCCACUCAAAGAAUUGGCUAAUAGCAAAUCGUGCAUGGCAUUCUCUAUACUCUUGUUGAAGCGGAGUCCCUAA
Messenger RNA from Lindgomyces ingoldianus, 549 nucleotides. RefSeq lists its product as uncharacterized. The record is from RefSeq and is a predicted model, not a curated record. Bases 1 to 549 code for a protein of 182 amino acids. The transcript has 9 exons. Lineage: Eukaryota; Fungi; Ascomycota; Dothideomycetes; Pleosporales; Lindgomycetaceae.